Molecule: messenger RNA, 2599 nt
Organism: Anastrepha obliqua
Lineage: Eukaryota; Metazoa; Arthropoda; Insecta; Diptera; Tephritidae
Product: glutathione hydrolase 1 proenzyme
Exons: 5
Coding region: 388-2148 (586 amino acids)
Biological process (GO): glutathione catabolic process
Cellular component (GO): plasma membrane
Molecular function (GO): glutathione gamma-glutamate hydrolase
Source: RefSeq, a predicted model, not a curated record
UGUGUUUCACAUCGAAUAAUUUUAAUUUUUUACGGGAUUCUGCAACCAAGCGCUUCUUCACACAAAAAUUUUUCAGAAGAGAGCCAAAAAAAAGCAUAAAAGAGAGAGAGUUGCAAUUUCUGUUGGCGAUAUUUCUGACAGCAGUAAUUCGCAGUCAUAUGUUUAAGUAGCAAUUGCUCAAAACGCAAAAGGAAAAAUUUGGCAGACCAUCAGCAUAGCCAGCAGUUUGCCUUUGCGGAAAAAUAUCCUUUUACAUUGCGCAUGUCACAAAAGCAAGGAUAUUCUAUCUAGUUUGACGUUUGGCACUUAUUGAACCAUGUCAACAUAAGCAAUGUGAGCGAGUCAUUUUCCAGUUAUUGCACAACAAUUAGAAAUCACGUUGUAGUGAUGAAUUUAAUGCACGGAAUUGUAAUUAUUCUCAGCGCUGUAAUAUUUCUAUUCUACAAACUCUCCAAACAACGAAAUUCUGCGCUACAAAAUAUUCAAGCAUUACGUCCGCCCAAUCCGGAAACGCCGCAGCCGCCUUCAUUUUCACCACUGCUCGAAUAUGAAAACGGGGCGGUGUGUUCUGACAGCGAUGUCUGCAGUAGGAUUGGCAGGGAUAUAAUGGAGAAAUCAGCGGGCAGUGCAGUUGAUGCUGCCAUCGCCACGCUCUUCUGCAACGGUCUGCUGGCUAUGCAGAGUAUGGGACUCGGCGGCGGUGUAAUCAUGAAUAUCUACUCGAGUAGUGAGCAACGAGCCUAUAGCAUAUUGAGCAGAGAGCGAGCGCCACUCCAAUUCCAGCUGCCUGAAGGGAAUAUUAGCACCAUCUUUCAGUCGGCUUUGGGUAUUGCAGUGCCAGCAGAGAUCGCUGGCUACUCGUUGGCGUAUCAACAUUUUGGCAAGUUGCCCUGGCGCCAACUGGUGGAACCCACCACGAAAUUGUGUCGCCAAGGUUACUAUCUUACCAAACACCAACGUGAUUCGGUGUAUAUUAAUGGCAAGUUGCUCAAAGAGAAUGCCGUCCUACGCAAAAUGUUUAUAGAUCCGAAAACCGGUCAGGUAUUUAGAACAGGAGCGCAUGUACGGCCACCAGAGGUGCUUUGUCGCACAUACGAAGCGCUGGCACGAGAUGGACCAGCAGACUUUUAUCAUGGUGAUUUGAUGGAAAGAGUUUUAAAGGAUUUGCGUGAAUUUGGUAGUCCCAUUGAUGAGUUGGAUAUGCGGAAUAUGACGGCUGAGUUAGCAUUUUCACCCAAUGUGACUUUGGGCCCAUACACGUUACACGUCACACCGCCACCCGGUAGUGGUUAUAUUGUUGCAUUUGUAAUGAGCAUUUUGCAAAAGUUUAGUAAAAAGUUUGCUACGGCAAACGACAUUGACGCCAACGGACUGCAUCGCAUAGUCGAAGCGCUAAAAUUUGGUUUCGUCGAACGUUGGAAACUGGAUGUGGAGGUGACAGAAGAGGAACUAUCCAAUCUAACAAAUGCGACCUAUACGCGUCAUCUAGCCUAUCUGAUUGACGAGGUGCGCACUUUCAAAGAUGCGACAAGCUAUGGCGCAAGUGAGCAUUUAGUCUCACGCACGGACCAUGGUACAGCGCAUAUAUCGGUGCUGGCGCCAAACGGUGAUGCUGUGGCCGCAACAAGCUCCAUCAACUUUUACUUCGGCAGCGGCAAGAUUGGCACGCGCUCCGGCAUUCUUUUCAACAAUGCCUUGUCAGAUUUCGCCAUCGAUGGCCUGCAAAAUUACUUCGAUCUACCUAAUAUGCCCUAUAAGAAUCGUGUUAAGCCCGGAGCCUCCCCCAUGUCUUCCAUGAGUCCUAUUAUAGUUACCGAUCGGAAUGGUGAGGUGCGUUUGGUGACUGGCGCUGCUGGUGGCACUAAAAUCAUCUCUGUGCUGGUGCAUAUUCUGGUGCGCAUUCUUUAUUUGGAGCAGAAUAUCAAAGAAGCUAUUGAUGCACCACGUUUCCAUCAUCAAUUGGAACCAAAUAUACUUGAAUAUGAGUUUGGUAUAUUGCAAGAAGUUGUAAAUGCCUUGGAAACUAAGGGGCAUAAGACGAAGCGUUACAGAGAGCGCGGAUCUGCUGUUUGUGGUAUUGAACGGGUACGAGGCAAAGUUUAUGGAAAUGCUGACUAUCGGAAAGAAGGAGAUGUGAUGGGUUUCUAGGUGGUUUCGCAAAGUGCCGAAGUGAAAAAAAAAUUUUGGGUUGAGAAUUCGAUAAUUCUUUUUAUUUAAAAAAAAGAGGAGAGUAAAAAAAGGCUUAGAAGCAAUCGAAUCAAGGAUAACUGCUUACCAAAAGCGCACAGAGCAGAAGAAGAAACCUAUACUUAAGUAUAAUAAUAAAAAGAUUGUAUCUUUCUUUAUGCAAAGUUAUCAUAAACCAAAAAAAUAGCAAAUUUAAAAUUUUUAUGUGAUAAAUAUUUAAUUAAAAAAUUAUCUAAGUACAUAUUUAAGCAAAAAAACAACAAAAAGUUAAAGUUAAAAACAUCAAAAUAAAAUUGUGCCGAAAAUUUAUUACUCUUUAUUAAAUUACUAGAACAAUAAUAUAAUAUUAAAAAGAAAGCAGACUGUAUUAUGAUUGUAAUUUCACAGAGGGCUCAAAUUUCUUAAUGAUCUA